Molecule: messenger RNA, 2921 nt
Organism: Dermacentor andersoni
Lineage: Eukaryota; Metazoa; Arthropoda; Arachnida; Ixodida; Ixodidae
Product: solute carrier family 22 member 6-like
Biological process (GO): transmembrane transport
Cellular component (GO): membrane
Molecular function (GO): transmembrane transporter activity
Source: RefSeq, a predicted model, not a curated record
UGCGCAAGCUGAAGACAUCUCGCGUGAGAUGCCUAUCUUCGCGCUUUAUUUUUAUACUAGCUAAAAUAUACGAGCUAAAGAAGUGCGAAUACUGCCCGCUUCGCAAAUGGCCGCAUGAACUACAACCAAGCGAAAGAAGGUAAGAACGAAGAUGAAGAAGAAUGGCUGCUCUUCCAGAGGCGCCUGUGCUCACUAGUCAAUCAUCUCUUUCGGGAGCAUCGAGACGUGAGGCGCAAGCCGCCGGUGACGAUGAUGACAUCCCACUCCCUUACGGUUUCGGCAAGUUCCAGCUGCUGAUAAUGUUGGGCACGAUCGUCGCGGGCGCCACUUUUUUACGCUGCACGACGAGAGCUUCUGACUCACUGCGGGCGUCAUGGACCACUGGUGCCAACGACCCUCCAAGUUCGCCAACCUCAGCGUCGCCGAGUGGAAGAGGCUCGCCAUCCCCCGGGACGUGGACGGCCAGUACAGCCACUGUACGGUGCGCGAACCGCCAGACGCGGAAGACGUGGCUCGCAUCGUCUCGUGCACGUCGUGGGAGUACGACCUUAGCACGUACGGCAACAACAUCGUCAGCGAAUGGAACCUCGUGUGCGACCGGCUCUGGAUCGUGGACCUGGCGAGGAUAGCCUACUCGGUCAGCUGCAUGGCGUCCCUCUGCGUGUUCGGCGUGGCGGCCGAUCGCGUCGGCCGCAGGGUCGUCGUCUUCGUGGCCGUACCCGUGGUGCUGGUGGCUGGGGUAGGCGGAGGCCUGCCCAAGGACCUGCACUGUUUCGUGGCCGUGCGCUGCCUCGUCUCGGCGGCUGCGAGCGCCCUGGUGCCGCCGCUGCUCGCGCUGACGUACGAGGUGUCGCCCAUGAGCAAGAUUCCCGCCUACACUGUCGCCACCUGGGUGGUCACUCUGCUCAUGGUGCCCCCGACGCUAGCGGUGGCCCAGGCUGUCAAGGGUGGCUGGGCCGUCACCCAGCUCCUGGUCAUGCUGCCUACGUCCCUCCUGCUAACCCUGUACUACACCAUAGACGAAUCGCCUGCCUGGCUUCUGGUCACCGGAAAAGUUGGCGAGGCCGAGCGCGUUGCGUCGAGCGCGGCGAGGUUGAAUGGGUUGCCAACGGGAAGAGGCGACCUUUGCGCCUUACAGCGUUACUUGCAGGUUCGAGAAGUAGCGCCCAAAGAACCGGCCGGGCCUUUUCUGCUGUGCUCGAAAGGUCUCUGGCAUCGCACAGCCCGGUUGACAUUCUGCUGGACAGCGCUUGCCUACUGCUACAUCAGCUUCAUCUCCAACGACGACAUCUUCGUCAGUGUGAUAGAUAACGUAAUCGACAUGCUUCUGUCCACCUGUGCUGCUAUCGCCGUUGCCCGAUGCAUUCCUCGCUUCGGCUUCAAACUUUUGGUGGUCGCCUCGGCGCUCGUCUGCGCCGUAACGUCGGUAGUUCUGGCCGGUAUUUACACCGACGACAAAACGGUUCUGCGCAACUCGCUCGUUCUGCUCAUGCGAAUGGCGGGAAACGUGACGCUCAUGUUUUUGAUCACACUGGCCGUCAACUGCUACGCCGUUGGCAUUCACUGCACGGCGCUCGGCACGGGCCUGGCCUGCAGCCGGCUCGGCGACACCCUGGCCCAGAUGGUUCCGAGGUUUCUCCAGGGCAGGCACGCCGAAGGGCACCUCGCCGUUCCGGCCAUCUUGAUGACGCUGGUCGCGGCCGCUACGGAGUUCUUACCCGCAAAGGCAGACUGGAAAAUGCGUCGCUCUGUCACGCGUGCCAAAACUACCUUGACCGAACGCACCGGCGAGGAGCAGAGGCGCCAGCUCCAGGGAUCUCUGGCGCCGCUGCCCAAGAAACGGUUGCACGAGCGUCGCCGAAGCAGGGGCGACAAACACCGGUUCUCGCUGGACGACCCACUCUCGUCGCAUACCAUGAGCCGGUCAACGCUGCGGGACUUCUAGAACGCAGCCCGAAUGUGAACGUGGUUUCGCUUUUUCUUUGUACUUUCUUAUUAGUGAUCGCUCGUUUAACAUUGCUUCGUGUUGCAAGUAACCACAUUUGUUUUUACACACGCAUUCUAUGGUGAUGCAGUGAAGCUGACCUUGUUGGACGUGUCCAGGCUUUGGUGCCAUUUCACUGUGAUUUUUAGCGUACAACAUGCACAGAUGCGCGAAGUUAACACGAAUGCUAAUCUCGUGUCUGUACUCAGAUAUAUCGUAACAUAAUAGAGAUUAUCCGUCUGGAUUUAAACAGUAACGAUUUAAGACUCGACGUUCAAUCGCAUAUUCCACCCUUGCGAAAGUUGGUCUUGCCGUUGGCUUUUUAGUGUAACUUGCGGUGCUCGAUUUUAGUUGCUGAAGCAUAUAAUGUAGAGCUGGGAAAAUUCGAUGGGGCAGAUUUAGAUGCGGAACAAGGAGGCCUGCAGAAAUAGACAACCUGAUGACAGGGUGAACAGAGAAGAGCCGAUAAGAGGUAUUUGCCUUGAAUUUGUGUCCCUUGAAAAUUGGCUGAACGGCACCUUUAUGCCCACUAAGGAAUACUGCAAUCUUAAAGGUGUUUUCUCGUGUCUUUAACUAACGCACCGAAAAGGGUGUUUUGGUGAAAUAACACACCGAUUUGCAAGGCUGACUCUCUAACGGGACGCUGUCCCGCUAUGUGCGUUCUGCCGGAAUGUACACUGCAUUUAAUUUUUACAGGGACUUAUUUCAUUCUGUAACUACGCUGGUAUUUCGGACGUCCGCCCAAGUAAACCUCGUGUGUUUUUCGAGACGCUUAUGUAAAGCGAAAGGUACAAAAAAGAAGGUGCGCAUCCCGGUUUCAAAUUGUGUACCUACAUAUUGCCGGUCGUGUUAGCGGUGGGCGUGAGCGCUCGACCACUCCUACUUUUGUGCUACUAAUACAUGGCAUCGACCAGUCCGCGAACCCAACUAGAGGGAA